Messenger RNA from Artibeus jamaicensis (Jamaican fruit-eating bat), 4786 nucleotides. It is a transcript of the gene FAM135B, whose product is annotated as family with sequence similarity 135 member B. The transcript has 20 exons. The record is from RefSeq and is a predicted model, not a curated record. Lineage: Eukaryota; Metazoa; Chordata; Mammalia; Chiroptera; Phyllostomidae. Bases 489 to 4649 code for a protein of 1386 amino acids.
UGGCGCGUCCCGGCGGGGGAAGGAGACGAGCAAGGGCGCCGAGGUGAGCAGAGCCCGCAGGCAGUCUCUAGCGCAGACACAAGCAGUUUCUAUUUGGCAGUGGUGCCGGCGACUCCGAUACCGUCCCCGCAUCCGCUGUGCUGCCUCCGGGCGGGUUGGCCCGGGCUGCCCGGAGGCCGCGGCCGGGCAGCUGUUGCGCCGAGAGGGGGCAGCUGCGGAGUUCCAUAACCAUAGCAACGGCAUCAGCACCACGGCGGCGGCCGAGGCGAGGGCAGCAUCCUCUCGCUCCCCCUCCAGGCAGCCUCGCCGCCAGGGGACCUGAGACCCAGCUCACAGGUGCCCGGGACUCCGCGGGCCACCCACCGCAGCUGCGAGUGUUGGCGGCUGUCGAAGGUGACAAGAGGAGCAAGAGGGACCCCGGAGCGGUGGCCCAGGAGGUUACAGAGGGGAGCCCUGCGGUGGGAGACAGGUAAUGAGCCAAAAAGAUCAUGUCUGAAGUACAAGGAACGGUUGAGUUUUCUGUAGAGCUCCAUAAGUUUUACAACGUGGAUCUCUUUCAGAGAGGGUAUUACCAGAUCCGAGUGACCUUGAAGGUGCCCUCCAGGAUCGCCCACAGACUGAGCGCGUCCAUCGUUGGACAGACAGACAGCAGCAGUCUGUACUCGGCCUGCGUCUGCGAGAGCACGGUGCACAGCCGCAUCUUCCAGAUCCUGUACAGGAACGAGGAGGUGCCCAUAAGCGACGUCGCCCUCUUCCGCGCUCACCUGCUCUUGGAUGGUGAACGGGUGGAAGAGGCACUGAGUGAAGUCGAUUUCCAGCUCAGGGUGGACCUGCACUUUACGGACAGUGAGCAGCAGCUGAGGGACGUGGUGGGGGCCCCCGUGAUCAGCAGCCGGACGCUGGGCCUGCACUUCCACCCGCGCAGAGGCCUGCACCACCAGGUCCCCGUCAUGUUCGACUACUUCCACCUGUCAGUGAUCUCGGUGACCGUCCACGCCGCGCUGGUGGCUCUGCAGCAGCCCCUGAUCAGUUUCACUCGUCCGGGAAGAGGCUCCUGGCUCGGUAAGGGCAGCCCAGACGUGGGACCCGAACAGUCUAGCCUCUCUCUGGAAAACCUGGUCUUCGGAGCCGGAUACUGCAAGCCGACUUCCUCGGAGGGGAGCUUCUACGCGCCCUCGGACAGCUGCGUGCAGCGCGCACACAGGUGGCACCGGGCACUGUGCCUGCUGCUGCUCCACGCCCACCGCGGGCUUCGCGCCUACUUCCUGAGCGUCAUGAGGGACGUCCCUGAGCUGCCACAUGCAGAGCUGGAGUCCCUUGCUGUUGAAGAGACGCUGUCCCAGCUGUGCUCAGAGCUACAGACGUUGAACAACCCGGAGAAGAUUGCCGAGCAGAUAAGUAAGGACCUUGCCUGGCUCACCUCCCACCUGAUGGCCCUGUGGACCCAGUUCCUCGACGCGGUGACCCUGCACGACCACGUGACCACUCACCUUGCACAGGAACAUCACACCCUGAGGGUCCGAAGGUUCUCCGAGGCCUUCUUUUAUAUGGAGCACCAGAAACCUGCUGCCCUGACGUUUCAGGAAAAUCUGGUCCAGUCCCACAGCCAGCUGUCCCUGGACGUCCGGAGCUCAGAGUACCUCACCGCCAUGCCCCCGCUGCCCGCCGAGUGCCUGGACAUCGACGGCGACUGGAGCACCCUGCCCGUCAUCUUCGAGGACAGAUACGUGGACUGCCCUGUGGCAGGGCAAAAUUUGAAUGUUUACCCUCGUUUCGAUGUUCCAGCAACCAGUCCUGCAGAAACGUGUCUAAGAGACCCAGAAGAGAACCGUUUGGAGAACAGAAAAUCACCUCUCCAGCAGCGCCCCAUCUCGCCCAGCCUGAAACCACCGCUCUCAGACUCGGACGAAGAAGAGGUGACUAGCUGCGCGGAGUCAGACAAGAACGUGCCCACACCCAGCCGUGCGGACGUCUGCUCUGAGUCUCAGGUGUACCUGACCAUCGGCGAGUUCCAGCAAGAGGCAGGUCCGCCCGAAGAUGCAGGCGGGACCAGCCCCGGGUCUGACGUUGGAACGCAUUCACUGGCCGAUGGCAGCUGGCCCGGAAGGAGCCCCAGCCCAGAGGAUGGCCCAGACUACAUGGAUGUGAAGUCCAGCGUCAUGCCCCCCGGAAGAGCUGAACCCACAGUGGUCGUUUUGAGUGAUCAGUGUGGGCAUGAGCACUUGCAAGAUAACUGUGAGUCGGACAGCGAAGGGGCAGCAGGUGGAAGUGGCCCGCACGCCACCUCUUCAGGGAAGACAGUGCCCCAGGAGCUCAGGACUCUGGGAAAGGGAGCCGCCCAAGACGGUAAGAUGGUGCCACCCAGUGGGAAGCUCUUCCCCGGUGAGCCUUGCGAUCUGCUGGACUCAGCUUGGAGGGUGUCCCCGAAGGACCCUGCCCCGGAGGAGCAGGAGGACGUGUCAGUGUUCUCCGUGGCCAGCAAGAGGUCCUCCUCCGUCAUCUCGGAUUCCGGCAUUGAGAGCGAGCCCAGCUCCGUGGCCUGGUCGGAGGCCCGCAGCAGGGCUCUGGAGCUGCCCGGUGACCGGGAGAGCUUGCACCGGCUGGCGCGGAGACACGCCCUGCACAGGGACUCCUUGGAGGGCGGACGCACUGAGAGCAACGUGAGUCUGCCAAGCGGGAUCCAGGCAUCCCUCACCUCCAUCAGCUCUUUGCCUUUCGAGGAGGAGGAGCGGGAGGUGGCACUCACCAAGUUGACCAAGUCCGUGUCGGCACCCCAAAUCAGCAGCCCCGAGGAGUCUGCCGAAGACAUGGACACCGUGCCGCAAGGAGGGCGUCUCCCUGAAACUCCGGCCGGGCACAUCGAGAGCGCAGAGCCCCCGGGUCCCUGCAGUGAACCCCAUGCUGGGUCCCGAAUCCAGGACACUGGGGGGAGCUGUCCUCCCAUGGAGGUGGGUUCAGAUGAGGGCAACCAGCAGGGCCCUGGUUCCGGAGAUGUCCCAGAAGGUGAAGAGAUUGGCUCGGAUUCUCAAGGACCCUGUUUUCCUGAUGGCAGAACUGAGACUCUGCCAGGGAUUGAAACCAAAGAUCUUAAUUUUCAAAUACCACGUAUCCUAGCCCUUGAAGGCCCUGGGGACGGGUCUUCUUCUGGGGCACAAGUGGAGAGCCCAGAGGGCAGGUCUGCACAAGGGCACCUGGGGGCGAGCGCUCCACUGGACAGCGGCAGCUCGGGCGUGGAGUGCCUCACGGAGGGCGGGGUCUCUGACCUGAGUUGUGCACCAGCGGCCGAGGCCAGCAGCCUGGGCUCAACUGGGGAGCCAAGCAGCUCACCCGGCAGUGCGGAGGCUGCGGUGCCCCUGGAGGCGGGCCAUCGGGCAGAGGUGGUGUGCUCCGCCCUGGCUCACUCCGCUCAGUCCCAGGCUGCGGGUCCCCAGGAGCCCCGGGCUGGCUCUUCCACCUCGGGGCCCCACCUGGCCCCUGCAGAGACCUUCUCCGUGGACAGCCUGAAAGCCGUGGAGGUCGUCAACCUGUCUGUGUCGUGCACGGCCACAUGUCUCCCGUUCUCCUCUGUGCCCAAGGAGACCCCUGCCAGGGCCGGGUUCUCAUCCAAACAGACCCCGUUGCCCAUCACGCACCAGCCGUCAGGUUCCUUCGGGGUCGUUUCUGCCCCGUCCAGCCAGCUGGAGGAAGAGGUCGGCGAGAGGAUGUUCAGUUUCUAUCAGGCCAAAGAGAAAUUUAAAAAAGAACUGAAGAUUGAUGGAUUUCUGUACAGUGACUUGUCAGUACUAGCUUCUGACAUACCGUAUUUCCCACCAGAGGAAGAGGAGGAAAAUUUGGAGGACGGGAUUCACCUGGUGGUCUGUGUCCACGGCCUGGACGGGAACAGCGCAGACCUCCGGCUGGUCAGGACCUUCAUCGAGCUGGGGCUCCCCGGGGGCAAGCUGGACUUCCUCAUGUCGGAGAAGAACCAGAUGGACACGUUCGCAGAUUUUGACACCAUGACGGACCGGCUGCUGGACGAGAUCGUCCAGCACAUCCAGCUGUACAGCCUCUCCAUAUCCCGGAUCAGCUUCAUCGGCCAUUCUCUCGGCAACAUCAUCAUCCGUUCGGUCCUCACCAGGCCGCGCUUCCGGUGUUACCUCAGCAAACUGCACACGUUCCUGUCCCUGUCGGGUCCCCACCUGGGCACCCUGUACAACAACAGCACCCUGGUGAGCACAGGCCUGUGGCUGAUGCAGAAGCUGAAGAAAUCCGGGUCCCUCCUGCAGCUGACCUUCAGGGACAAUGCUGACCUGCGCAAGUGCUUCCUGUACCGGCUCAGCCAGAAGACAGGUCUGCAGUAUUUUAAAAACGUCGUGCUGGUGGCUUCCCCCCAAGACCGCUAUGUGCCGUUUCACUCAGCCAGGAUUGAGAUGUGCAAAACGGCCUUCAAGGACAGGCACACGGGGCCCGUUUACGCGGAGAUGAUCAACAACCUCCUGCGCCCUCUGGUGGAAGCCAAGGGCUGCACGCUGGUCCGCCACAACGUGCUCCACGCCCUGCCCAGCACCGCCAACGCGCUCAUCGGCCGCGCGGCGCACAUCGCCGUGCUGGACUCCGAGCUCUUCCUGGAGAAGUUCUUCUUGGUGGUGGGACUCAACUACUUUAAGUAAUGGCCUCACGGAGCUCGCGGGAACCACCGAAGACCCAGGAGAGCAUCGGCCAAGUCACCCUUUCGUAGAUCUCAGCCAUUCCAGCGUGGAGCUCAGAGCAGAGGGGGCUGAGGGAGGCAGGGGGCGGGGACAGGCUA